Molecule: messenger RNA, 4201 nt
Organism: Synchiropus splendidus (mandarinfish)
Lineage: Eukaryota; Metazoa; Chordata; Actinopteri; Syngnathiformes; Callionymidae
Gene: otoa
Product: otoancorin
Exons: 29
Coding region: 353-3718 (1121 amino acids)
Biological process (GO): cell-matrix adhesion
Cellular component (GO): cell surface
Source: RefSeq, a predicted model, not a curated record
AGUCGCUCACUCUGCAUCUCAGCACAAACAAAAACUCAUCAUCAUCCUGUCUUGUUUCAUUUGGCUGCAGGGAGACUCCACAACAUUCCAGCCGCUGCUGCUCUCUCUCGGGUGAGGUCAAAGUCAAAGCAUCACAGAAGCAAACCAUUUACCUGUCGGCAGCUCCAUUCUACAUUCUGCUUCAUGUUUUCCUCAAAGCAACCGCUGACUCCUUGAGGACCAAAACAGAUGGUUACCAUGGAAGUGUGGUCCUCUGAGGAUUCCCACUUUGUUCAUUGAAGACCUUUAUGUUCGUACAGCAUUUGAGGGCUCUGGAAUUAUUUGCUGUUUCACAGAGAAUCAUUGUUCCAUCAUGGCUGCAACAUCUUUCAGUCAUCUCAUCGUAGUGUGCACUAUCUUUGCUCAGGUCCAAAGUCAGAUGCCUGGCAACAAAGACAGCCACAAGAAGAUGGUCCACAAGCUUAUGAGGGACUGUGAGAAGAAAGGAUUCCCAUUGCCGUCGGUGCACGAUGAUGGUCCAGAAGGAAGAGAGCAACCCCUGGACAAGCGCAACACACUCCUGUCUGCUUUCUCAAAGGCACUAGAGACUCUCUCCAGAGGUGAAGAAGAUCCUGAACAACCACUUAACCCACUGGGAGAAAAUCAAACCAUGAAUUGUGUCGAUCUGCUCAGCAUGAUCAAGGCGAUGAAGCGCUCCUCGGAUGGUCCUGCAUGCUACAUGAAAGCGUUUGUGGCUCCCUGUUCUGUGGAAGUGCUCACCACACAGAUGGAGAACAUGGACCCAGAAGAGUAUGGUGCUCUGCUGCAGGCUGCCAAGUCUGCCAUGUCCACUCUCCCCACCAGAGGAAUGAAGCUUCUGAAGUCAGUGGGAAGGAAAGACCUCAAAGAGAUAGCGAAGAGGCUGAAGGACAUUUAUGAGUCCAUGACUGAUGAUCAGAGGGCACUGGUAGUAGCUUGGGAGAGAGAGCAGGUUUCCCAGAACUACUUCAACUGUACACAGGAUCAACAAAGCACCUCUGUGGAAGUCAAACGCUGCAAAGCCUCCCUGCCAUGGCUGGACUCUGAGACGAUGGAGAUGAUGGGACCUUUUCUUUCAUACCUGUCAGCUGCUGAUGUUGACUCUUCUCCAAAACAAAUGCUGUGUGAGUUUUUUCUAUCAUCAAAGUCGAUGGCCUCCAUGAGCGCUGGGACCAUGUUCCAGGCGAGUCUGGGGAAGAGGUUCAUGCAGAGAUUCCAGGAGUGCUUCAGUGAGAAGGAGCUGGCGGAACACUUAGACAAACUGGGCCCACUUGCUUGUUACUAUGAAGACUUUCCAGACUUGCCAGUCGAGGCAAGCGAGAAGCUUCUCUCUCAGCUGGACUCCUGCGACGACCCCAGAAUCACCAAGGAGCGGAAGCGGCUCCUGGACUCAGUGAUGUCACAGUCUAAUUGGACUUAUGCUGAAGCGGUGCAGAAGCUCAACGCGAGCGCUACUUUAGUGCCUCCUGAUAAACUUUCACAGCUACAUCCGUCGACUCUUAAAGAAAUCAUCCGAAAAGUUGGUUUCCUAGGCCACUGGAGUAAAGCACAGAAGUCUGCUCUGCUCGACCAGCUGCUGGGGAAAGACAAGUGUGAGACAGAUGCAGGAGAUGAAGUAUUGGAGCUUGGACCCAUCAUUGAGAGCGUACCACGCUGUGUGUUGAAGCACAUCAAGCCCACAGAGAUCCUGAAGGACCGCGAGAAGCUGGAGAAGAUCUCCAGGAGAAUGACCACCGGCCAGUUAAAAGCCACAUUGUUGCGUCUGCGUGAAGAAGAGGAUUACAGCAGCCUGAUGGAGAAGCUCCCAGGACGUUUACUGCAGAGCGUCUCUCUCAUCCAGCUGGAGAAAGUCAAGGACUUGACACCAGAAGCAGCCGACAGUCCGGACUGGACUCGGCCACAGGCGGCGUUUCUUGUGAAAAGGCUGCUUGCCCUGAAGAAGCUUCCGUUUGGGAAGCUGAGGUCACUGAUCCAGGGCGUCACGUGUAGGAUGCUCAGCGUGGCUAGCGAGAGAGAGCUGCAGCUGGUGGCUCAAGACAUUGAAGAGAGUCCUCAGUGGGUCUCCAAGAAGCUGGCCAGGUGUGCAGCUCUGAAGUAUCUCGCCAUUUUGGAGCAGAGGGAAAACAUGAAUGUGUCUUCGAUCACAGCCGAGGAGCUGGACAACAUUCCCGAGGAUUACGUCAUUUUCCUGCCGUCUUCUCGACUGAAAGAGCUCCCUGACUCUGUGUGUCCCGUCUUCCUGGACAAGAUGGAGGCAGCUAAUGUGGACUUGUUGCCUCGCCGUGCGCCAUCCCGCCGUGCUCUCCUCCAGGGAGCGCUGGACUGCUUGGGACCAGAUCUGUCCAAGCUCACGGUCGAUGACGUCUCCCGGCUUGGCCUGCUCAUCUGUGACCUAGAACCAUCUGAGCAAAUGUCUCAAAUGAGCCCAGAAGUCGUGAAGCACACACUGCAGCUCAUGGCUUCCUGCGAGCCAGUCCCCUCCAGCCGUCGCCCGCCACUGAUGCGUCUGGUCAGGAAAGCUCUUGGGAAUCCAUCGCACUGGUCGGAGGACACGGUGGAGAGGUUUGGUCUGCUCCUGUACUGGGAUGAUGAUGCUGUUGCCGCUCUGCCAAAUGAGCCUUGGCUAAGAAGAGCACUCAGAUAUCUGAGGAGGAGGAGCCGGCUGAAGCCAUCGGAAGCCAUGGAGAAAAAGCGUUUUGACCUGGCCACCCGCGUCUCUUCCAGUCAGAAGCGGAGAAAGAGAGGAGUGGACCCACGCGUCCCCACGGUGGAGUUGGUGCAGGAGCUGGAACUGGCCAACAUCCAUUGGACCCCCCAACAGCUGGCUCAGAUGUCGUCACAAACCUUCUGGCAGACCAUUGAGAUAUUUGGAAAUAUCGUUGGCUACACCAAAGAUCAACUGGCCAAGCUCUGUGAGAAGUCUGUGCAGGCCUUCGGUCCGCCCCAGCAGAUGAACGACCAGUCCAUUUUGCAGCUGGGAUGUAUCUCCAGGUGCUUCUCCAACAGGGAUUUGGAACAAAUGGCGUUCUCUCUGGACAUGCUGGAACCUCUGGCCCAGUGUGGCUGGAGCGAGUCUCAGAUGGCGUCAGUGUGGACGGCGGUCUCUGGAAAUGAGCACAUGGAGACCCUGCAGGAGAUGGGAGCAGCAGAGAUGUCCUCGCUGAGCCAGUUCAUCUGCGGUCUGAAGGCCGAGCAGAUAAAGCAGCUCAACGUGGACACGUUCAGGGACGCUGUCAACUCGAUAAGCAACGUCCAGUGCUCCGCUGACAUCGGACAGCAGCUGAAGGAUUUGGCAAUACGGGCGUUUGGACCCCCAAAAUCCUGGACUGAAGCUCGAGUUGCUGAAUUGGGAAACAUCAUCGCCUGGCUGAAUGGUGAGGAGAUGUUGUCGUUACAUCCACAAGUGUUUUCAUUCAUCCACCAAGCAACAAUCCCACUCAUCUCACCUCAGAGCUUCGCUCAACUGACGGUGGAGCAGAUCAAGGAGCUCGGACCUGACAACACCGCCAUGGUGACCUCAGCACAGCGUGCCGCGAUGAGCCGAAAACAAGUGGAAGCUCUGGAGGGAGUGGAGAGGGACGCGAGCCUGACUGCAGAAAACUCCAGAGAGCAGUCAGGAGCUGGGUCUGUGUGGGCAGACUGGACAUCGAUCGUCAUGAAGUCACUGCUGGCUUUCCUUGCUGGCUUCCUUCUGGUGUGAGAAGAGGCCACACACACUUUACAGAGCUUAGAUGUGUCUCCUCACUAUUCAAUCUCAAUGCAGCAGCAGCAGCAGCAGCAGGACCCUCUUCUGAUGAUCAUGUAGUCGUGACUGAAUCUCACAAGGCUUGAGCACAAGAGGGACGUGUUUUUUUUAGUUUAGUCAGUUGCCUUAGUGGCCCACUAGAGGGCAUUGUUUAAAAAAAACCGUGAAAUUGCUUCAACGUUAUAUCAAUUUAAAUAGUGUAUAUAUACUAUAACAAACAAUCGGAAUACAGGACAAUCCACUCUGAUAAUAAUUGUAGUAAUACAUUCAGGUCUAUACAACCUCAGGAAGCAGAAACUGUUCUUUAAGGGUAUAAACUGAUUAAAUUGGAAUAUAAGAGGUGAUGUAUAAGUUUAUCAAUGCAAAUGCUACAAUAAUAUUCAGCCGUUAGCAGACAACUGUCGCUCGCUUGGCUAUAGAGCCGUCACAACCUUCUUU